Messenger RNA from Penicillium pulvis, 1035 nucleotides. RefSeq lists its product as uncharacterized. Gene Ontology annotation, molecular function: NADPH dehydrogenase activity; FMN binding. The record is from RefSeq and is a predicted model, not a curated record. Bases 1 to 1035 code for a protein of 344 amino acids. NCBI's taxonomy places the organism in Eukaryota, Fungi, Ascomycota, Eurotiomycetes, Eurotiales, Aspergillaceae. The transcript has a single exon.
AUGGAAAAAUACUACGCCGACCGUGGCUCCACGCCUGGUACUCUAGUUAUCGCAGAGGCCACAGCCAUCUCACACGCUGAAGAGGGCAAUUGGAACAAUCCCGGUUUGGUCAGCGAUCAACAAGUUGAGGGAUGGCGUAGGAUUAUUGAUGCAGUCCACGCCAACAAGUCGGUCUUUUUCCAGCAGAUCUGGGCUAUGGGACGAGCGUCUCUUCCUGAUGUGCUGGCAGUUCGAGGAUUUCCCUAUAGAUCGAGCAGUGCUGUGCCCAUGAGAAACUCCGACACUGCACCUCGCGCCAUGACAGAGGCAGAAAUUUUGGAGACGAUUCAGAGCUUUGUGGACACUUCGAAGCGGGCAGUGUUGGCCGGUGCGGAUGGUGUUGAGAUCCACUCUGCACAUGGGUACUUGCUUGAUCAGUUCCUCACAUCGAGUGUCAAUCAGCGUACCGAUAAAUGGGGAGGAUCUAUUGAGAAUAGAGCCCGACUUACGCUCGAGGUUGUCCGGGCUGUUGUUCAGGCUAUCGGUGCAGAGAAGGUGGCUAUUCGGUUCUCUCCCUAUGCCGGGUUUCAAGGCUCUGAAAAGACCGAUUACCUUGAACUAUACACGUAUCUCAUCAUGGAGCUCAAGAAGAUGAAUGUCAAAUUUGCCUACCUGUCUCUUGUGGAGGCAACUGGUGAUCCUGGGGCUUUGAUUUGGAACGACAAGGCGAUUCACCAGGACAAAUCAUUGAAUUUCAUUCUCGAGGAGUGGGAUAACCUGUCGCCUGUCAUUGUCGCUGGUGGUUACCAGCCAGAUACCGCUAUUUGGGCAGUGGAGGAGAAGUAUAAGAAGUGGGAUGUUAUGGUCGCUUUUGGUCGCCAUUUCAUUGCCAAUCCUGACUUGGUUUUCAGGGUUAAGCAGAACAUUCCUCUGGCAAAGUACAAUCGGCCGACUUUCUACAGCUUUAAAGCAUGGGAAGGCUACAAUGAUUAUCCGUUUAGCUCGGAAUUUUUGGAGGUACAUCCACAUGCUGUGCAUCCAAUGGUCAAGGAAUAG